CUCCCAUUUUUAAAAUAAGCUGGCGGGUAAAGUUGGCUCUGGUCUGGUUGGCAGAUUUAUUCACAUGAUUCCUCACUUCAUCAUUUGAACAAACAAAUAUUAUACAUAUAUUUAUAAGUAAUCAAAACAAUAAAGUGGGAAGAAGAAGAAGGAUCAAGCAACUAAAUUGAAAAUGGCCUACCCUUUAUGCCUUUAUCAUUAAUUAUGAUCUUACUUUUUGGUUGAAAAACUUUCCCAAUAUUUAUAAACUAAAUUUAGGAAAAAAAAUAAAAAGCUUUCAAAUAGUAUCUGGAGUUUAGAAGUGAAGAAUCUAUUUUCUUUCUCUUUUUUCUUUGUUUAUUAUUUCACCUCUUUCUCUUUCUCUGUCUUUUUUUUUCCAAUGGAAAUUUCUAGGAAAAAGAGGACUCUGCUUAAGGUCAUCGUCCUUGGAGAUAGUGGGGUGGGAAAAACUUCUCUGAUGAACCAAUAUGUAUAUAAGAAGUUCAGUCAACAAUAUAAACCUACAAUUGGCGCUGAUUUCAUGACAAAGGAGUUACAGCUUGAUGACAAGUUGGUGACCUUGCAAAUUUGGGACACAGCAGGACAGGAAAGGUUUCAAAGCCUCGGUUCUGCGUUUUAUAGAGGAGCAGAUUGUUGUGUUCUUGUAUUUGAUAUAAAUAUUCUUAGGACAUUUGAGACAUUGCACAACUGGCAUGAUGAAUUUCUUAAACAGGCCGAUCCAACACGCCCUGAAAUCUUUCCUUUUGUGUUAGUUGGAAACAAGGUGGACUUGGAUGGUGGACAUAGCCGAAUGGUGUCUGAAAAGAAAGCUAGGGAAUGGUGUGCUUCAAAGGGUAACAUACCAUACUUUGAGACGUCGGCCAAGGAGGAUUACAAUCUUGAUGACGUGUUUCUUUGCGCUGCGAAAAUUUCUCUAGACAAUGAACAAGAACAAGACAUUUACUGCCAAGGUAUCUCAGAAACCAUCUCAGAUGUAGAACAAAGCAGAGGUUGUUCAUGCUAAAUAAUACGCUGACUAAUAAGUAAUAACUGGAUCUAUCUAUCCAUCUAAUUUGGACUAUUUCUUUGUAAAUUUGUUGUGAUUUAUUCAUUCUUUCCUGGAUGGGACUAAGUUCUUGAUUACUUCUUUUAACUACAAUCCGUCGAAUAGACGAUAAGUUUGAUUUUCCCUACAUGGAAAGCAAGGUGAUGAUCCAGUUUGUGGAAAACACCAACCAUGUUCAAAGACUCAAUAAGCCAUAAAAUUGUAUUCCCUUGCAUGGAUAAUGCUAUGCAGAUUUGGAUUUGUGCUUCUUCUUUUCUUUUCCUUUUCUAAUUUUUUUCUCUAUUAUUCCUUUUGAUUUCAUUUUAUGAAAUGUCUUUAAUGUAUGAGUAUGCCUCUAUAGAAUACUGGUAAACAGAUCCAAAGAUCCAAAUCCAGUACAAUAAAAUUAAUAAGAAUUGUUUUUUUUUUUCCUUUUGAAUAAA
Molecule: messenger RNA, 1467 nt
Organism: Cannabis sativa
Lineage: Eukaryota; Viridiplantae; Streptophyta; Magnoliopsida; Rosales; Cannabaceae
Product: ras-related protein Rab7
Exons: 7
Coding region: 380-1003 (207 amino acids)
Cellular component (GO): vacuolar membrane
Molecular function (GO): GTP binding; GTPase activity
Source: RefSeq, a predicted model, not a curated record